Molecule: messenger RNA, 1854 nt
Organism: Triticum turgidum subsp. durum (durum wheat)
Lineage: Eukaryota; Viridiplantae; Streptophyta; Magnoliopsida; Poales; Poaceae
Source: the annotation of a GenBank genome assembly
AUGGAAGUAUUUGGUGAUCGGGAUGAGCCGACCGAUCCUGAAUACAUAGAGGUGGAUCCGACCGGGCGAUACAUGCGCUACAAUGAGGUGUUGGGGAGAGGAGCUGUCAAGACUGUUUACAAGGCAUUUGAUGAGGCCGAAGGUAUCGAAGUUGCAUGGAAUCAAGUCAACAUAGAUGAGGUGAUGCAUUGUCCAGAUAACCUUGAGAGGCUCUACUCGGAAGUUCAUCUACUGAAAUCUCUCAAGCAUGAAAAUGUAAUGAAGUUUUACAAUUAUUGGGUUGAUGAUCAAAAGAAGACAAUCAAUGUUAUUACUGAACUGUUUACAUCUGGCAGUCUUAGGCAUUACCGACGGAAACAUCCACGUGUUGAUUUGAAAGCAAUAAAGAAUUGGGCAAGACAGGUUCUUCAUGGAUUAGAUUACUUGCACAGCCACCAACCUCCGAUUAUCCACAGAGACCUAAAGUGUGAUAAUAUUUUUGUUAAUGGCAAUCAUGGACAAGUUAAGAUUGGAGAUCUUGGACUAGCUACAAUUAUGCGAACACCUAAAGCAAGAAGUGUUAUUGGUACUCCUGAAUUCAUGGCACCUGAGCUAUAUGAUGAGAGUUAUGAUGAACUGGUCGAUAUUUACUCCUUUGGUAUGUGCAUGUUGGAAAUGUUCACUCUUGAAUAUCCAUACAAUGAAUGCAAAAAUCCAGCUCAGAUCUUUAAAAAAGUGUCCAAGGGUGUCAAACCGGCUGCACUGUUCAAAAUUGUAAAUGCUGAAGUUAAGCAUUUCAUUGAGAAAUGUUUCCUUCCUGCUUCUGAGAGGCUGUCCGCCAAAGAACUAUUGCAAGAUCCAUUUCUUUGCUCCGAAAAUGCAAAUGGUUUUGCUGGCACUAUGGUUCCAUCAUCAAUUCCCAAAGCAGUAGAGAUCUCUCUGCAAUCUUUGCACAUGGACGUCGAUACUCGUGGAUCUAUGUGUGGUAGCUCGGGCAAGAAAAAUGUCCUUGGUUCUCCACAUAAAUCCGUGUUGGAGUUCACGAGAACUAACAGAAAUACGGAACUCAAUCUGAAGGGAGAGAAACUUGAUGAUAGUUCAGUCUCACUGGUUCUACGGAUUGCUGAUUUGUGUGGUCAAGCAAGAAAUAUCCAUUUCCUCUUCUACCUCGAAUCUGACACAGCUAUGUCUGUUGCUGCGGAAAUGGUUGAACAGUUGGAGCUAGCAGACUGCGAUGUUACUUUCAUUGCUGAUUUUAUUGACCUUCUGAUAGUCAAUCUUGUUCCUGGUCGGAAACUGGCAAAUGAUGCAGCUAUGAGUUCAUACGAGGAAUCUAAAACGUGUGGAAGUGAUCAAGCAACUAUUUCCCAGCAGAACCCAUUAGAGAUGCCACCUGAUUAUGUGUUAGUUCAAAGUACAAUGCAUUCUAAAGAUAUCAGUGCAUCGCCGAAUAAAUAUCUAGAAUCUGUCUCAAGUGCAACUAACCUGGAGGGGCCAAAGUGCUCUGAGGGAUCGGACUUCUCUGCGCAGCUUGCUGGGAGUUCUGAAAGUCCGAGCUACGAUGGCACUGAUGACUGUGGGACUAUGUACUGUGGUGGGUACAAAGAGGGAAUCCACAAACUAGACUGCAACCAUGUUCUAGGUGAUGGGUCAAGGAACAUUUCGAUUUUCCAUAUAGAUGAAGCAUCACCUCCUUCGGAGCUGGUGAGUGGUUGCUCGUCAAUUUCCAUUACCGAUAGUCAAGAUGUGCUGAAUGGGGAGCUUGAUUUGAUUGAAGUCGAGUACAAAGAUUGGUUUGAUGAAUUAGCAAGGAUGCGGGAAGAAGCUAUGGAGGGAGGAGGACAGGAGAAGUGGUUACAAUAUAAUGAUGUUUAA